Gastrolobium bilobum is the source of this 2796-nucleotide messenger RNA. RefSeq names its product YTH domain-containing protein ECT4-like. Lineage: Eukaryota; Viridiplantae; Streptophyta; Magnoliopsida; Fabales; Fabaceae. The coding region runs from base 225 to 2336 and encodes 703 amino acids. Gene Ontology annotation, biological process: mRNA destabilization. The record is from RefSeq and is a predicted model, not a curated record. Gene Ontology annotation, cellular component: cytoplasm. The transcript has 8 exons. Gene Ontology annotation, molecular function: mRNA binding.
UUUCUUGCACACACACUAAAACCGCCUUUCUGAAAUGGCAAUGGGCUCUUGUUUGUUCCAUUUAUCAGUUGAUGGUUAGGGCUUCGUAGGGGCGCUAUCCGAAUGUUCCAGCAGGUUCCUCUUUCGUUGUUUGGGCUCUCCAAUUCCAAUUUCCGACGGCGUUUUGUGCCAACCAUGCCUUGAUUUUUAUCCUCUUCUUUUUCUUCGGUGGUGGCAGAUCUGGUAUGGAAAUGUAUGAUGUUUCUGAAACUAGAAACGUGGAUGCUUAUUUGAUUGAAGGUAUUGAUCUGAACUCUCACUUGACAAGCCCAAAUUUUGAACAAUUUGAAGCCAUGUUUAACGAAGGAGCCCCUGAGUUUGUUGCUGAUCAGAACAUGUAUUACCCUGCCGCCAAUUAUGGGUUUUACUGUACAGGAUUUGAAUCACCCGUGGAGUGGGAGGACCACCAUAGGAUUUUUGGUGUAGAUGGUCCUGAUUUUCAGUACACGGGUGCACAAAACGAAAGUUUUCCAUACGUAUAUUAUACACCUAACUAUGGAUUUGCACAGUCUCCAUACAAUCCAUACAAUCCUUAUAUUCCUGGUGCUAUGAUAGGAGUUGAUGGUCCAUUUGGUGGAGCACAACAAUAUUACCCCUUCCCCAAUUAUCAGAACCCUGUUUCUUCACCUUCUUAUGUUCCUCUUGUUGUUCAACCAGACAAUUUUCCUGAUAGUUCUGUUGACUCAUUGUUUGAUACCAGUGCUUCUGUCAGUAGACCUGAUGGAAGAGGUUUGAAACAUAAGUUCAAUCCAGCUUCUGGUGCCUUUACUAGGAACUCUUCAAAACCAUUAUCAAAUCAGACAAGUUCCUUAGCCAGGGUAUCAGAAGGACCGAGAGCUAAUGCUGGGGUGAAGAAAGACUUGACAAAUGGAAGUGUUUCUGGCAGUGGUUUUCUGAAUUCAGCUUCGGCACCUGUCCAUCAGGCCAGAGGUGCUGAAGCCUCAAACGGACCUGUAGAUACUAUUUCAAAUGGAAAUGUUUUGUCUCAUCGUAAUCAAUUGAAAGUAGCUCUCCCUUUGAAUGGUGGAUUUUCUGACUUUGGAUCUAGUGCUAAUGGACAGUCUGCAGUUGCAAGAUUUCGACCGAAGGUUCACAUUGGCAAAGUACUGAGUGAUGUAAAGGGAAGCUCUGAUGUUUUGGGUGAGCAAAAUCGAGGGCCUAGAAUUAGUAGGUCCAGACAUCAGCUGCUGGCUGUCAAAGCCUAUACAACAAAGGCAGGAGAUAGUAAUACACAAGAUAACCUCAUCAUUUAUACUGAUCAAUAUAAUAGGGAAGAUUUCUCUCUUGACUAUGAAAAUGGGAAGUUUUUUGUUAUAAAAUCAUACAGCGAGGAUGACGUGCACAAGAGCGUUAAAUAUAAUGUGUGGUCAUCAACUCCUCAUGGCAACAAGAAAUUGGAGAGUGCUUAUGAAGAUGCUAAGAGAAUAGCUGCUGGAAAAUCUGGAGGCUUUCCUAUCUUUCUUUUCUUUUCUGUUAAUGCAAGUGGUCAAUUUUGUGGGGUUGCUGAGAUGGUUGGGCCAGUUGACUUCAAUAAGGAUAUGGAUUUUUGGCAGCAAGAUAAAUGGAGUGGGAGCUUCCCUGUUAAGUGGCACAUCAUAAAAGAUGUGCCAAACACAAAUUUUAGGCACAUUAUACUAGAGAACAAUGAGAACAAGCCAGUAACUAAUAGCAGAGACACACAAGAGAUAAUGUAUAGGAAAGGUAUGGAGAUGCUGAAAAUAUUCAAAAAUCAUACUUUGAAGACGUCUUUGCUCGAUGACUUCAUGUAUUAUGAAAACCGUCAGAAAAUCUUGCAGGAAGAGAAAUCGAAGUUCCUAAUCAAGAGUUUUGAAAGACCGUUAUCGGUACCAGCACUGGGACCACCUCGAAAGUUGAAUUUUGCUGUUGACAUUCCUCCUGUCAGUGACGAGAAGAAUUCAAAGAUGGAUGAUGAAUUUGAUAGCUUAAAACAGACUUCAAUUUCAAGUGCGGAGCAUAUUGUUAGUAGUUUCGAUGUCACCAGCACUAAGCCUGUUGAUGAUAAGGCUGAUAAAGGUACAGCUGAAAAAGAAGAUAUUUCUUCUAUUUUAAAGAUUGGUUCAGUGACUAUUACCCCAAGACAGAUAGAGACUAAACCACCGGGCGUUGGUGUUGCUAAUAAGGAACCAAUUGAUGUUCUAACAGUAGGCUCAAUGCAAGUCAAAGUUAAUGGAUUUGUUGAGUCUUCCGUUUUGAAGGUUGGGAGUAUCCCACUUGAUCCAAGAGCACUACAGCUGGACAAAGGAGUUACUUGUGUUAAAAAUGAAUCUCAUCCUUAAAAUUUUGCGUAUGCAUGUCAUGGCACCUUUUGGAUCUUUUUUGGUGAAGAUGGAUUAUUGUCCCCUGACUGUAUCACAGUUGGGAAGUUGGGUUUCUCUUCAGUCUUUUACUACUGAUUGAUACAACGCCAUACUUUGAUGUCAUGGAUCUUUAGAUCAGUGUUGAUUCAAAAAACUUUAAAAUGAAAUAGCAUAACUUCUUUUAUUUUUCGUCUGUGAGCGAUCAACAUACAAGUGUGUUUUCGUCAUUGCAGCUUCCAUAUACUCUGUUGUCGACUUGCUAGAACUUCUCCUCGCAACGCCCCCGUUUUCUAUAGUUCUGUUAUAUUUUUGAGGUCUACAUUCUGUUCUGUUUCUUGGAAUGUAUUUUAGUUUGAUUUGGGUUAAAAUGAAGAAAUGUAACGACUGAAUCAAUGAAAGCUUCUCUUUAAGAAUAUAACCACAUGUUAUUCUGUUUCUU